Molecule: messenger RNA, 2079 nt
Organism: Paracoccidioides lutzii Pb01
Product: aspartyl-tRNA synthetase, mitochondrial
Exons: 3
Coding region: 1-2079 (692 amino acids)
Biological process (GO): aspartyl-tRNA aminoacylation
Cellular component (GO): cytoplasm; mitochondrion
Molecular function (GO): ATP binding; aspartate-tRNA ligase activity
Source: RefSeq, a predicted model, not a curated record
AUGCUUCCUGCCCAUCUUUCGUCGCGGAUCCUCUGUACGGCAUCUUUAGGACGCCAUAGCUACAUUGAGAUAUCAAACUAUAUACGAGGAAUUCGAAUCGCAUAUCCUCGAAGCCCAGGGUGUGUUGCUGGACAUGUCCGAAGUUUUCAUUUCACACACCUGUCGCGGCAGCUAGAAUCUCCUGUUCCUGCUCCAUCUCACCCGUAUCUCAACGAGUACAAACAAUCUAUCAGAUUCCCCACCGCCACAGUCGACAUUAAAUCGCUGAUAGAUCAACCCGUUUUGGGGAAGCAUGUCGUGCUUCAUGGCUAUCUAGGAAAACGUGUCGAUAUGGGAAAGAAGAUGGCUUUUGUUCGCCUAACAGAUCCGACCUUGUCACACAAUGUUCAGGUCAUAGCUUUUGCGAAAAAUAUAUCCUUUGAGAAGCUGAAAUCCAUCGAAGCAAACAGUCCUGUUGUUGUGCAAGGAAUCGUACAACAGAAACAAGCUAGCUCGAAGGAAAAAGCAGCUGGAGAGCGGGACAAUUCAAACGUUGAUAGUAUAGAGAUAGCUCUCGAAGAUAUAUACUGUCUUAAUGAGUUUCCUAAAGACAUUAUCAUGACCUCUGAAACAGUUUUCCCGGCGGAAAAGAGACAUUUGCAGAUUCGAGCAGACAGCAAUCUUCGUGGCGCACUGCAAUUCCGUGCGAGAGCUAGAAAUGUUCUACGUGAAACAUUAGAGGACUUCCAGCCACCCUUCCUAGAAAUUGAAACGCCUCUUCUCUUCAAAUCUACCCCUGAAGGUGCAAGGGAGUUUUUAGUUCCCACUAGAAGACGUGGGCUCGCAUACGCACUCCCACAGAGCCCGCAACAAUACAAACAGAUACUCAUGGCUAGCGGUAUUCACAGGUACUACCAAUUUGCACGUUGUUUUAGAGAUGAGGAUUUAAGAGCGGAUAGACAGCCGGAAUUUACACAACUCGAUUUGGAAAUGUCAUUUGCAACUGGGGAAGAUGUAAUGAAAAUAAUUGAAGCUGCUAUGAAGAGGCUAUGGUCUACACUGAUGCCGGCACCGCUCACCCCUGAAAGCUUCCCUAGGACCACGUAUGAGAAUGCCAUGGCCAAAUACGGAUCAGACAAGCCAGACGUGCGAAUUGGUAUGGAGAUCAAGCGAAUAGAGCACAUGAUUCCCGUUGACCUCGUCAGUAAAAUAAGCCCAUUAAACAACCCCAUUGUCGAAGCCAUGAAACUGGAAGGAAAUGGAGAUUCAGAUGAAAUGCGCAAGUUCCUCUCCUCAUUCAUGGACUCCCCGACCUCAAGUUGGUUUCACAACAACCCUGAAGGUGGGCCUGGCGCCUUCGUUUACGACUCCAGAAAACCCCUCUCAGGACUCCAACCUUUUGGAUUCGAGGCAACAUGGGUUCUGGAGCAAGAACUGAACUUGAAAGAUGGAGAUCUGCUACUAAUACAGGCGCGCAAUAACGCUCCGUUCUCUGGAAGCUCGACUCCGCUGGGUAACCUCCGUCGAGAAAUCCAUAGAGCAGCCGUGGAAGCCAACUUCACACCCGCUCCUACGGGCUUCCACUUCCUCUGGGUCGCAGGUUUCCCCCUCUUCUCCCCCGUCAGCGACUCCGAGCCAGGCCAAGGAGGUGCGGCAGGAAUCACAUCCACGCACCACCCGUUUACAGCUCCACUUCACGAAUCAGAUAUCUCCCUUCUUCUGACGGAUCCGACAAAGGCUGUCGCGGAUCACUACGAUCUGGUCCUGAACGGGGUUGAACUGGGCGGUGGGAGUCGACGUAUCCAUUCAGCAGCCGUCCAGGAUUUUAUUCUGCGCGAUAUUCUCAAAAUGCCAGCUGAGAGGCUUGCUGACUUUGCGCACUUGCUUGAAGCACUAAGGGCCGGGUGUCCGCCGCAUGCUGGCAUUGCGCUGGGGUUUGACAGGCUGGUAGCGGUCAUGUUGGGUAGAGAGAGUGUAAGGGACGUCAUCGCUUUUCCGAAGUCUGGGAAGGGAGAGGAUUUGUUGGUGAAAUGUCCCAGUGAAAUGACGGAAGACUCCCUGCGGACUUAUCAUUUAUCACUAAGAGGCAAGGGGGAGUAG